UCAAGAUUUUGAUCAGCAUCGCAACUCCACCUGCGACCUUUGCAAGAAAUUCUGAGAAGAGAGAAAAAAAUCAACUCGCUAAGAAAAAAAAAAAUCCAUAAUUUCCAAAGACCCAUUUAUUUGAACCCGGAAGCCUCUCACAUUCACAUCCUAAAAAUGGAAAGCGGAAUCAGUUUUCGUAUUUUCUUUGGUCUGUUGGCUAUCAUGGUCUGCUGUGUGAUAGUUUCAGAAGCUCAGAUGCCUCCGAGAUACAAGCGAUCCAUUGUCGAGAUUGAUAACCCCAAGGAAACUCUGCAAGUUCUUGGAAAUCUUGCGCAAAGGAUAUUAGAAGCCGAAGGUAUUUCAAACGAAAAAAGAGGUUUAGAUCUUGGCCUGUCUCGUGGAUUUUCUGGUAGCCAAGCCGCCAAACAUCUGAUGGGCCUGUCUGCAGCUAGCUUCGCCAAUGGGCCAGGAAGGAAACGCCGUUUCGCCGAUGAAACCCAAUAAUAUGAUACCUUAUGAGUUUUGUAUAAAUCAGAAAGCUUGACUUUGUCUUUUUUUGCACUUCUUUACAUAACAUUAUCCUUUCAGAUGAACUAUGUGUGCCAAACCUUGUAAUAUAUCAGUAGAAUCUUUCUCUAAAUUAUUUUCCGUGAAGAAGAAAGUUGAAAUUUACAGAUGUUUAUUGUAGUGAUGUAGUAGAAAUAUCACCAUUUUUUUGAUUUGUAGUAUUUAGACUCAAUAAAAAUUUCUGCUGCGCAGAA
This is a messenger RNA of Argiope bruennichi, 743 nucleotides long. Its product is annotated as diuretic hormone class 2-like. The coding region runs from base 157 to 486 and encodes 109 amino acids. Gene Ontology annotation, molecular function: G protein-coupled receptor binding; diuretic hormone activity. The record is from RefSeq and is a predicted model, not a curated record. Gene Ontology annotation, biological process: body fluid secretion. Lineage: Eukaryota; Metazoa; Arthropoda; Arachnida; Araneae; Araneidae. The transcript has 4 exons.